AUGUAGGUAGGAAGCGUAUUGCUAGAAAAAGAGAGCUUAAGGUUUUUUGCUGCCCAUUUUAUAGCUAGAUUUGGUAAAGAUGGAAAAGUAGAGAGAGAAACUCUCCACGGACACAACUACCGAAUGAUUGUCAGAGUAGCUGGAUAAAAGCAAAGCAACUAAGCCUACAUUAUUGAUAAGAAUGAAAUUUAGGAGAUUUGCUUAAAAAUCUGCAGACAGUUUCACAGUAAAAUGCUUAUCCCUAGACUUAGUCCUGCACUUGGCAUUUCCGAAAAAGACAAUCAUGUGUUUAUGCAAGUAAAGGGAACUGAUGAAAUAUUCUAGUUUCCAAAGGGAGAUUGCUUGAUUUUGGAUUUAGAAUACACAAGCAUUGAAGGUCUUGCUAGUCACUGCGCCAAAUUGAUUAAAGAAGAGCUAAUGAAAAAUUAAGAUAAUAGUCAUUUGACUGAAAUUUAUGUCACGAUCCGUGAAUAUCAAGGCUUGGAAUGCUAGAUGUGCGAAUAACUUUAAGCAAAAUUAUGA
Molecule: messenger RNA, 522 nt
Organism: Stylonychia lemnae
Lineage: Eukaryota; Ciliophora; Spirotrichea; Sporadotrichida; Oxytrichidae
Source: the annotation of a GenBank genome assembly